AAAAAAUGUCAUGUCUGUGUAUGAGCGCGCCUGCGGGCAUCGACAGAUUCCUAGUUAGGAAUGUUUCUAGGGUUCUACCAUUUGACUUAAGAUGGGCCAUACCAUUCCAAGAGAGAAAGACGUUGAAUUUGACCUUGAAAGUGGUGGGAACACUAGCGAAGAGGAUGUAGGAAACGAUCUUUAUCUUGGUGAGAUAGAAUCAAAGGGUGCUUUUGAUCGGGCAUGGAAUGGGGUUUUGAAUUUUGAUGGGUUAGAUAAGACUAAAAAUGGGAUUCAGUCGUGUAGUUAUUCAUCAAAAUCUGGUGUUGCUGCAGUUAAGGAUGAAAAAAAAUUAGAAUUGUUUGUGGAAAAGGGUUUUGUUCAAAAACAAUUGUUACAUGUAAAUGUUAAUCAAGCAAAACAAAAGACUAAGCCCUAUAACCCCAGAAAGCCUCCAAAGCCACCCCUACCUCCUAGAGGUCCUUUACUGGAUGCUGGUGAUCAGGAGUUUGUGAAGGAACUUGCUGAGCUUGCAUUGAGGAAGCGCGCAAGGGUUAAGAAAAUGAAAGCAGUGAGAAAGAUGAAAGCAAGCAAGUCAUCUUCAUCAUCAACAUAUACCAAUCUUUCUGCCAUGGUCAUCACUAUUUUCUUCUUCCUUGUCAUAAUACUCCAUGGAAUCAGAUCUGUAAGUAGUACUGCUGUUGGGGUAAUGGAUUCCUCUGAGGCAACAUCUGCAGCAGAUGAAGGUUUGAUUUCAAUUCAGUAUCCUACGAACUUCAUCACAAAUGAAGGAGAUGCUCCUGGCUCUCGCUAUCCAUCUUUACAGGAAAUGUGAUGUGGAAAUUGAGGGUUCUUUCGUUUUCAAUGUGAGUUUAGGCUUUUCUUUACUACUGUGGAUUAUGUAUGUGUCAUUUUGUUGUACAGCCAUUAGGAAUCUUAGCCAUUUGUCAAGUUUGCUUGUACAGUGACUUCAUUGGUAAUGUUAAUAAAAAAGACUUCACUUCAGUGAUUCUUUUGUC
Messenger RNA from Cajanus cajan (pigeon pea), 998 nucleotides. RefSeq lists its product as uncharacterized. Lineage: Eukaryota; Viridiplantae; Streptophyta; Magnoliopsida; Fabales; Fabaceae. The record is from RefSeq and is a predicted model, not a curated record.